CCACUUGGCCUAUUAAGAAAGAAACCUGUGAAGACAGAAUGAGAAGGCUGAAACUCAGAGCUUGUAUAUCAGAAAUUGAUAAGGAACACCAAAUACUAAAAUUGGAAGCACCGAAACACCAUAGCUCAAACUAUGGAAGAGAAGUAAUACGAAACCCGCAAUCUGGAAGUUAUAAGCUCUUGAGGCUACAAGACUAUAUCCUAGAAGAGACUAUCAAAUUUGGAAGCUUAGGUAUAAGUGGUAUGAGAGAUGCAGGGAAUGACGUUAUAAGGAAGUAUACCAAAAUAGGACUAGUGAAGGAUGAAAAAAUACUGGAUGAGUACUAUCCAUAA
This is a messenger RNA of Ambispora leptoticha, 332 nucleotides long. NCBI's taxonomy places the organism in Eukaryota, Fungi, Glomeromycota, Glomeromycetes, Archaeosporales, Ambisporaceae. The record is from the annotation of a GenBank genome assembly.